AUGCCAAGCGUGGCUGUGAGAAAUCAUAGCCAGUUCGUGCAGGACUACCAGCGACGGUUCUUGCACAAGCCAUCACCUGAUGCCAUUCUUGCGUAUGCAGUGGCAGCGCAUUUGGUGCAGGCUAUUGUGGAGGCUGAGAAUCCUGCAAUGGAUGCUGUGACAACAGUGCUGCAGAGAAUGGGGAGUGCCGGCAGCGUGGUGGCAGUGCAGCUUCAGGCGUCCAGUGAUGCGAAGGUCGUCUACCCUGCAGAGGCUACGAUUCUGGCACGACCGCUGACCAAAGCUACAAGGCUGCUUCUCAUGCCCGAGGUUAUGGCUUUGGUGGAGCUGGCUGCGUGCCAUGCCCCAAUGGCACAGUAG
Molecule: messenger RNA, 360 nt
Organism: Durusdinium trenchii
Lineage: Eukaryota; Dinophyceae; Suessiales; Symbiodiniaceae
Source: the annotation of a GenBank genome assembly